Molecule: messenger RNA, 2095 nt
Organism: Homarus americanus (American lobster)
Lineage: Eukaryota; Metazoa; Arthropoda; Malacostraca; Decapoda; Nephropidae
Product: cysteine sulfinic acid decarboxylase-like
Exons: 10
Coding region: 291-1907 (538 amino acids)
Biological process (GO): carboxylic acid metabolic process
Cellular component (GO): cytoplasm
Molecular function (GO): pyridoxal phosphate binding; carboxy-lyase activity
Source: RefSeq, a predicted model, not a curated record
CUCGGGUGGCAGUAUAUCGUGGUGGUGCACUGAGAGGUGAAGGGUAGCGACGCAGUGUAGAGAAGUCACCACUACUAACACCACUUCCACUCGCCACCACUACUAACACCACUUCCACUCGCCACCACUACUAACCCCACUUCCACUCGCCACCACUACUAACCCCACUUCCACUCGCCACCACUACUAACACCACUUCCACUCGCCACCACUACUAACACCACUUCCACCUUCUAUCAACACCACCACCAUUAAACCAACUCACUGCCACCAUUACUAGUGAUCAGGUCAUGACCCCGCCGGCGACUACACCUUCUGCUGCUGUUAAAUCCGUCUCUAACACGACUACUGAAGCCUCUACAGCUACUUCAGGCACCACCUACAUGAACACUCACCACAGUACCCCGCCUCACCCCACCAGGAUGACUGACAGGGACUCUACCUCGACCAGUGUGGUAGAUUCAGAGGGUCGACUCCUGAAGAAGGUGUUGGAGGUGGUAGAACGGGAGAAACUGGUGACGGGAAUGAGUGAGACGCAGAAGGUGGUAGACUUCCAUCACCCACAACACCUACAGAAACUACUACAGCUGGAGAUCAGGAGGGAGGGGAGGACGCUGACGGAGGCCCAGGAGGUGCUGGAGAAGGUGGUUCAGUAUAGCGUCAAGACCCAACACCCUCACUUCUACAACCAGCUGUACGCGGGUAUCGACGAGGUGGCUCUGACCGGUGCCUGGCUCACUGAAGCCCUCAACACUAACCAACACACGUUCGAGGUGGCCCCUGUCUUCAUCAUGGUAGAACACUUUGUCAUCUCUAAACUUGUGGAGCUGUUUGGCUGGCAGCAGGGCGAUGGCAUUUUCUCCCCAGGAGGUAGUAUGAGCAACAUGUACGGUUUGGUGUUGGCCAGGUACCGCGCCCACCCAGAGGUCAAGAGGCGAGGUAACUCCAGUACUAGGCCCUUGGUGAUCCUGACCUCUGACCAGAGUCACUACUCCAUCAAGAAGGCGGCAGCAUGGGCCGGCCUGGGGACGGACAACGUGGUGCUGGUUCAGACGGACUCCUUGGGGAGGAUGCUGCCUCAGGCGCUGAAGGAGGCGGUAAAGGAAGCCAGGAGAAGUGGAGGAGAUCCUUUCUUCGUCAAUGCCACUGCAGGAAGCACCGUGUUUGGGGCAUUCGAUCCCCUGGAAGAGGUGGCGGACGUGUGUGAGGAGGAAGGACUUUGGUUACAUGUUGACGCGUGUUGGGGAGGGACGGCCAUACUCUCCAGAACAUAUUCACACCUGCUGCAGGGUAUACACAGGGCUGACUCCAUUUCUUGGAACCCUCACAAGAUGCUCGGUGUCUCUCUGCAGUGUUCACCCUUCAUCGUCAAGCACCAGGGUCUGCUCCACGAGGCCAACUCCGCAAGCGCCUCCUACUUGUUCCAGCAAGAUAAGUUCUACGACACGUCGUACGACACGGGGGACAAGAGCUUCCAGUGUGGUCGCAAGGUGGACGCCUUCAAGCUCUACCUUGUAAUGAGUCUCCACGGACUCGACGAGCUGGAAAGACGUGUCGACGCCGCCUUCAGUGCCUCCAGGUACCUGUACGACCAGGUGUUAGCUCGUCCUGGGUUCCGGCCGGUGCUUGACAGGUGCCAGUGUACCAAUACCUGUUUCUGGUACAUCCCGCCCAGCCUCCGAGGACAACCCGAGACCCAAGAGUGGUGGGAGAAGUUGAGCAAGGUAGCGCCAGAACUCAAGACUAGGAUGAUCAAGGCUGGCAGUAUGAUGAUCGGAUACCAGCCAGUCAAGGAGAAGGGGCUGGUCAACUUCGUCCGGAUGAUCAAUACCUGUGUACCAGCCCCGACGAACCAACACAUGGAACAGGUUUUGGAUCAGCUGGAAGCACUAGGAGCUGACCUGUAGGAUAGCUGGGUGAUGUUUGCGAUAGCUGGGUGAUGUUUACGAUAGCUGGGUGAUGUUUACAAUAGCUGGAGGAUGUUUACGAUAGCUGGCUUAUCUUGUAGUAGCUGAUGCACUUCAUGAUGACAGCUAACACUUAUUAUGAAGACAGUUACUGAGCUCAAUCUAAAGUGAAUAAAGUUUCAAAGUUC